GGUGAUCCUUUAAAAAAUUCUCCAACAAGCCUGGGGUAUUUUUUUUCUACAAGGCUACAAUUUGCGUAUUACUCGAACCUUUUUUACCUUCUCAAAUUUGCGCGACACGUUUUAAAAGAAGCCAUGAAGUGUUAAGUGUGUGCGGUACGAACUGCCGUUAUUCUCAUGCAAAGAACGGAAAGGGGAGAGACGCACGCAUUGCUCUGAUGCGUAUGUGCAAUCGACUCUGCGACGGAAAACAAAUCAUUUAAAAAAUCGCCGCUGCAAAAAAAUCGAAAAAACCCGUUUCUUGGUUUAAAAAAAUAAAUAAGAAAUCAAGCUGGCUCACACUCAUUCAACCCAGAACAGUUUGACAGCUGCUCUUCAGCCCCUUUGGAGGACUGUCAACAGCAAAAGGAUGGCAUCAGAACUGGCAAUGAGCAACUCCGACCUGCCCACCAGUCCCCUGGCCAUGGAAUAUGUUAAUGACUUCGAUCUGAUGAAGUUUGAAGUGAAAAAGGAGCCGGUGGAGCCGGAUCGCAGCAUCAGCCAGUGCAGCCGCCUGAUCGCCGGGGGAUCCCUGUCUUCCACCCCGAUGAGCACGCCUUGCAGCUCGGUACCCCCUUCUCCAAGCUUCUCGGCGCCUAGUCCGGGCUCCGGGAGUGAACAGAAGGCACACUUGGAGGAUUUCUACUGGAUGACCGGUUAUCAACAGCAGCUGAACCCGGAGGCUUUGGGCUUCAGCCCCGAAGACGCCGUAGAGGCGCUGAUCAACAGCAGUCACCAGCUUCAGACCUUCGAUGGCUAUGCUAGAGGGCAGCAGUUUGCCGGUGGUGCCGGCGCAGGAGGCACUAUGGCCGGGGAAGAGAUGGGCUCGGCAGCCGCUGUGGUAUCCGCAGUUAUCGCGGCUGCCGCAGCUCAGAACGGCGGUCCUCACCACCACCACCACCACCACCACGGCGGGGGACACCACCAAGCGCCCGGGAUGCCUCCCAGCGGGAACUCGGGGGGAAAUCACCAGCACAUGCAUCUGGACGACCGGUUUUCCGACGAGCAGCUGGUGACCAUGUCCGUGCGGGAGCUGAACCGGCAGCUGCGGGGGGUGAGCAAAGAAGAAGUGAUCAGGCUUAAACAAAAGAGGAGGACCCUGAAAAACAGAGGCUAUGCCCAGUCCUGUCGCUACAAGAGGGUCCAGCAACGGCACGUCCUGGAAGGCGAGAAGACCCAGCUCAUUCAGCAAGUCGAUCACCUCAAGCAAGAAAUCUCCAGACUGGUGCGAGAGCGGGACGCCUACAAGGAAAAAUACGAGAAGCUAAUCAGCAACGGCUUCAGAGAAAACGGCUCGAGCAGUGACAACAACCCCUCAUCUCCGGAGUUUUUCAUGUCGUCCAGAAAAUUUCUACAUCUGUGAUAGCCAAAUAUCACCCCCGUGCCCUUGGCCACGAAGUCUGAGAAAACACGACUACAGACUGCUGAUGGCCUAGAGCCCCCUCUGGCACCAGGACUGCCACAAAGCACAACAUUUAAGAACGAUGACCCACCUCCCCCAUCCCUCCCCACCCCCCCGGAGUCAUCCUGCCUCCUCCCGCGCCUCCUUGCGCCUCCUCCUGCCUCCUCCCGCCUCCUCCAGCCCCGCUCCCCCCCCGUCCCGCAGAACCCCCUCCUUUUCUAAAGACUCAAUCAAGACGACGACGGCCGCGACCCGGUCGUGAAGGACUUCUCUAAACGUGAAAAAAAUAUCUACGCAUGUUUGAUUUAAGAUCAGAAAAUAAAUUUAAAAAAGAAAAAAAAUAAUAAAAGAAAUGAUAGAAAAAGAAAGACCUCCGUGCCUCAGGGAGUGGGAGAAAAACCCCAGAAGAAGACAAACCUGACUCUCUCUGGCACCAUCUAUUGCUGUGGAUACAAUUCUCACCCAAUAUAAUCCCUCAAAAGCAUUGUUUCCUAUUUUACUUGUAAUUAUCAUUAUUCUUUCUCCGAAAGUUUUUGACUUUUUUUAUUAAGAAAAUGUAGGUUUGGAGUCCUUUAGCCUUGACAGAUUGCAUAAUGAAACACAACAACAUCAACAAGUCUUCCUUACUAAUGUCCUGAAACAUUAGCACAUUAACUCGACGCUCGAUAUAGAUUAUGUACAGUAGAACAGAAAACAAGCCCGUGUACAGGACUGUUUUAAUUCAUAUUGGAUUCUUCAGCUGGAUCAAACUCGAACAUGUACCAGAACUCUCUCUUCUGUAUAUAGUGCAUAAACACAAGCCUGUUUGCAUCGUCCAUUUCCUUUUAUCUUCUGUAAUAUUAAGACAUUUCAACGUUGUCUAUAUCUGUAUUGCUAUACAACCACAGAUACAGACAACCGAGAUCAAAUAGUGGUAUUUAAAUGAAUUAAUUUUCACCUUAGAAGAGACUCACAAGAGAAGAUUUGGCCUGUAUGGGUGGAAUUCUAUUAAUAAAAAUAUAAGCAAACGGGGCUCUGCUGGGGAAUCUGUGGGUGUUAGCAUAAGAACUCCGUACUUUAAAAAAAGAAAAGAAUAAAUCCCAGACAUGCUGGAAACGGCGGUUUGGCGGAAGCGUUCUCCCAAGACGAGCCACGCGAGCCAGGACCAGCUCCA
Conger conger (European conger) is the source of this 2582-nucleotide messenger RNA. Its product is annotated as transcription factor Maf-like. Gene Ontology annotation, molecular function: DNA-binding transcription factor activity, RNA polymerase II-specific; RNA polymerase II cis-regulatory region sequence-specific DNA binding. The coding region runs from base 398 to 1390 and encodes 330 amino acids. The transcript is spliced from 3 exons. The record is from RefSeq and is a predicted model, not a curated record. NCBI's taxonomy places the organism in Eukaryota, Metazoa, Chordata, Actinopteri, Anguilliformes, Congridae. Gene Ontology annotation, cellular component: nucleus. Gene Ontology annotation, biological process: regulation of transcription by RNA polymerase II.